Molecule: messenger RNA, 1935 nt
Organism: Penicillium odoratum
Lineage: Eukaryota; Fungi; Ascomycota; Eurotiomycetes; Eurotiales; Aspergillaceae
Gene: hemA
Product: 5-aminolevulinic acid synthase HemA
Exons: 2
Coding region: 1-1935 (644 amino acids)
Biological process (GO): heme biosynthetic process
Cellular component (GO): mitochondrion
Molecular function (GO): 5-aminolevulinate synthase activity; pyridoxal phosphate binding
Source: RefSeq, a predicted model, not a curated record
AUGGAGGCAAUGCUUCAGCAGUCUCGUGCUAUGUGCCCAUUCCUGAAGCGCACCGCUCCCUCGACCUUGCGGACUUUGUCGACUGCCACGCGCCCGAGCGCUGGCGGCGGAACCAUGUCCAAUUUGCAGGUUCUCGCUCGCCGCUGUCCAGUCAUGAGCAAGGCUCUGGCUGUUCAGAGUGCCCGAUUGAGUGAGGCUAAGCGCUUCACCUCUUCCGCGGCCGGUGUCCCUACUAUGAAGCCGUUCCGUGCUCCGACCGAGAAGCGAUCGCUGCACACCACUGGCGGUAAUCCUGCCAGCGUCGCUCCGGGUUCCUAUGAGAAGAACGAGCAGGUUCACCCUAACCUUGCCCGCCCUCUCCGUGCCGCCCCCGCCGCCGAAGCUGCAAUCCACGCACAACGUUCGGCCACCGCUCCUACCACCCGAUUCGACUACAACGCAUUCUAUAAUGGGGAGCUGGAGAAGAAGCACAAGGACAAGUCGUAUCGUUACUUCAACAACAUCAAUCGCCUUGCCCAAGAGUUCCCACGGGCCCACACCGCUUCCGCUGAGGAGCGCGUGACCGUCUGGUGCUCCAAUGAUUAUCUCGGUAUGGGACGCAACCGUCAAGUGUUGGAGUCUAUGCACCGUACCCUCGAUACUUACGGUGCUGGUGCUGGUGGAACUCGUAACAUUUCGGGUCACAAUCAGCAUGCUGUGCAGUUAGAAGACACACUGGCUAAAUUGCACGGAAAGGAGGCAUCGCUGGUCUUCAGCUCGUGCUUUGUCGCCAACGACGCCACUCUUGCUACUCUCGGCAGCAAGUUGCCCGAUUGCGUGAUUCUGUCUGAUAGUCUAAACCAUGCUUCGAUGAUUCAGGGUAUUCGUCACUCAGGGGCGAAGAAGAUGGUCUUCAAGCAUAAUGACCUGGUGGAUCUGGAAGCCAAGUUGGCUUCGUUGCCCCUCCAUGUGCCCAAGAUCAUUGCCUUUGAGUCCGUGUAUAGCAUGUGUGGCUCCAUCGCGCCGAUUGAGAAAAUUUGUGAUCUGGCCGAGAAAUACGGUGCUAUCACGUUCCUGGAUGAAGUGCAUGCCGUUGGCAUGUAUGGUCCCCACGGAGCUGGUGUUGCCGAGCACCUGGAUUACGAAGUGUAUGCUUCGCAGGACACCGCUUCACCUCAGAGUACCAAAGGAACUGUGAUGGAUCGCAUUGAUAUCAUUACUGGUACCCUGGGUAAGGCUUACGGCUGUGUCGGUGGUUACAUUGCUGCUUCCGCCAACAUGGUUGACACCAUCCGUUCUUUGGCACCAGGCUUCAUUUUCACCACCUCGCUGCCUCCUGCUACUAUGGCCGGUGCCGAUACCGCAAUUAAAUACCAGGCCGAGCAGCCACGUGAUCGCGUGCUUCAGCAGCUGCAUACCCGUGCAGUCAAGUCUGCCCUGAAGGAGCUCGACAUUCCUGUCAUUCCGAACCCGUCGCACAUUGUGCCUCUCCUCGUCGGUGAUGCCGAGGUCGCCAAGCGCGCUUCGGACAAGCUGCUUGAGGAGCAUGGUAUCUAUGUUCAGGCCAUCAACUACCCAACUGUUCCUCGUGGCGAGGAACGCCUGCGUAUCACCCCGACCCCUGGCCACACCAAGGAGCUGCGUGACCACCUGGUUCAGGCUGUGCAGGCCGUCUGGAACGACCUGGGCAUCAAGCGUGCUAGCGACUGGGAAAAGCUCGGUGGCUUUGUCGGUGUCGGUGUUGCCGGUGCUGAGGACGCCAACCAGCCCAUCUGGGAAGACGCCCAGCUGGGUCUGAGCUCGGCCGAGUCUCUCGAGGGUGCUAUCUCUCGUGAGCUCGAAGCCGAAGCUAUCACCACCCGUGCUUCCCAGGCUGUCCCGAUGAAGACUGGUAUUUCUCAGGGUACCCGUGCGUACUCCACCAUCGCCUCUACCCCUGUCGGUGUUGUUGCCUAA